Messenger RNA from Colletes gigas, 6144 nucleotides. RefSeq lists its product as uncharacterized. Gene Ontology annotation, cellular component: plasma membrane. Gene Ontology annotation, molecular function: guanyl-nucleotide exchange factor activity. The transcript is spliced from 13 exons. The record is from RefSeq and is a predicted model, not a curated record. Bases 1 to 4659 code for a protein of 1552 amino acids. NCBI's taxonomy places the organism in Eukaryota, Metazoa, Arthropoda, Insecta, Hymenoptera, Colletidae. Gene Ontology annotation, biological process: Ras protein signal transduction; positive regulation of GTPase activity.
AUGUCGCAGUCCGGGUCGGGUGGCGCGAACGAUAGCCAGGAGCAGAACCAAGCCGGUCAGACGAUGGAAAAUCAACAGACGACGUGUCAGAACGGCCGGGCGGAGCCGCCAGCCGACAACGCGAAGCAGGAUCUGUCGAAUGGCUUCGAGAACCGAACCAUCGAGUACGACAGAUUCGUCCAAGAGAAGACUCAACCGAAUCAAACGACCGGGAAGAAUCAGGAUCAACAACACCAACAGACUCAACAGACUAGUCAAUAUCCGGGUGGCAGAAGGCAAUCCGUGGUAGGUCUCCCGGAAGACAGGCAUCCUCCGACCGGACAACUCCCGCCCCAACAAUACAACACCCAAGAGAAACCGGCCAUCGAGAAGACGCAACACGUUUCUCAACCCAGCACUCAGACCCUGCUGGUCCAAACGCACCCUCAGUUUGUGCCGGAUUACGAUCAAACCCAGUACACCCAGAUACGAAAUCAGUUCGAGAUAAGACCGCAAAUGUACCCUCCGCAAGCGCAGUACACCGAUAGGGCUGGUUACGUGACCAGAGACGUCACGUACAGAGAUCCGGCAUUGUAUCAAGGAGGCGCAACGAAUCCAGUGUUCGCUGGUCAAGGUCAGUACGUGACGGUUCAACACGGAUCCCAUAUACCCUCUCAGUCAGCCAGUCCCCAGCCGCCAUACUUCUCGGGAGUCGUGGUGCCUCAGCCACCAAGCUACGCUCAAUUCGGCACGCAGCCUCAAUACUCCUACAGCCAAUAUCCUCAAACGGUGAUGAACGCGGUUCCCUACACUCCGCACGCAGGGAUGUAUCCCGCGCAACAGUUCGGCCAGCAGUCGCCGAACCCGCAGAGAUUCUCCCAAGACUUGGCCCAAUACCAAACGCAACCGAUCAUCCAACCGAUCGCCCAGAACGUGGCCCACGGCAUCGCCAUCGCAGCGACCGAGAGGCCGAGUCGCGGACCGAAACCCAUGGUUCCUCCGCGCGGCAACUCGAAGAUCACCCACGACACCGGUCACAGGAAGUCAGCGAGCGUCGACGUACCGGGCAUGCAGAAGCCGAAGUACGAUCCUAAUCAGAACCCUCCGCAGGAUCAGAUACACCGUAGCGAUGGGGCGAUCAUCGUGCAAGGCGCGCAGAUAAUCGCCGACGGCCAAGAGAGACGAUACCUGACGACCAUCAAUCAGACUCCACGAACGAGGCAAGAUGGCCUGUACGUGGACACGAACGGGGAUCCGCCGGGGCGGGAAAAAAUUUGCGAGGCCGUGGCCACCGAGUGCGGGCUGUACGUGGCCAGACCCGAACACAGAAAAUCUAUUUCCAUCGACGUGACGUCGAGCUUCCCGCGGCGAAACGACACGAUUACUUUCACGUUCCCGGGCGAUACGAAUCAGGAAAUAUUGAUACCGGCCAGGAAGACCGGUACCAUGGUGGAUCCGAAACGAGUCGAAGCCAAUCAAGUGUACCCGCCUGAUCAAAGGCGAUUGGAUACGAGCUUAAGAGUAUCACCGAUGGCUUUUGAUACGAGACAGGAAAAUAGGAAGAGCAUAGGGGCUGAUAGGAAGCCAGAAUGGGGUAACGUCAGCCCUAAUCAAAGAGCGGCGUUGCCGCAAGAAAACAGACGGUCCGAUUACUUCGACGAGCACAGGAGAUCGCCUAUGACUAUAGAAGCGAAGAGAAUGGAGGACGUUAGAAGAUCGCCGAUGCCGUUCGUGCCGAUCCGGGAAGCGUCGGCGGAUCGCGCCGGCCAAAAGAGCCCGUCGUUUGUGAACCAGAAUUUCGAAAAGACGAGGCAGGAGCUAGCGAUAUGGGCCGAGCAGAGGCAACGUCAGGAGCACGAGAAGAGCAUGAUGCAGAAUCAGAUGCUCUCCACGAGCCCGCGUUCCAGAAAUCAGUCCGAGGAAAGAAGAGAUUCACGGCCCUUGCAUCAGACGGAGGAACGAAAGGAGACGAGAAUGACGCAGUCGGCUUUCCAACCGCUUCCCAACAUCAGUCAGAGCACGAUAAUGGAACAGCGUCGUCAUCUGCGUCACGUGAGCGCCGAUUUGACGAAGCACAUGGAACUCUCGAGGAAGGAGUUCGACGAUCAGCCGAUUAGCGGCUCGGUGGCCAACCUUGGACCCACGGUCAGCACCGUUCCUUCGCAGAGAGCCAGUCCGAACAUAUGUCAUCAGUAUCCGGCCCUCAGCGAGGCGAAGUUAGACACCAAGACGGUGCUGACGGUAGUGACAGAUUUCGGCGAUGCGAAUCUGAACAAACCGAUCGAUCAAGUCGAUCACAUAAUACACAGCCAUCGCAAAAGUUACAAUCAUUCGAGCAAUCUACUGACUCACAGCAAAAGCCAAACGGACAAUCUACAGAGUCAGCUAGACGCGCAGAACGACAAACCGGAUUCCCUGCAAGCGCAGCAGCAACAAUUACAGAAUCAACGUAGCCUCGAUUUGAUCUCAGAGAAGCUCAGCCAGUUCGAACGUCAGCAGAGCGAUUUACAAGCGAAGUUGCAGUGUCUUCAGAAUCAGAAUCAAAUACUCGACAAGGUGGCGCAGUUUCAACACCAACAGAACGACUUUCAGGCGCGUCUGCAGAGCAUACAGGUGCAGAAUCAGCUGUGCGAUAAAUUGCAAAGAUCCACGGAUUUUCAGCAGUACGCGAUCGGGAACGAGAUCCAUCAGGUUCAAUCGAAUUCUCUACCUAACCACCAGGAACAGACCGAUAAGACUUGCCCGUCGCAAAGCCAGCAUCCGUCGCACAGUCAUCAUCAAACAUUAUUGACUGCUUCCUAUUCACAGAACUCUAAUCAUCAAUCCUGCCAAUCGUCUGUCCGCGAGAAGCUGUCGCCGAGGCUUCAACACGAUACAGGCGACCCGAAUUCUAUUCAGAUACCGAACAUGUCACAGAUGCCAUUGCCGUGUCUCCCGCAAUUCGAACGCGCUGACACAUCGCGCGCUUCGUUCACGCAGUUCCAUCGGCUUCAAUGUCAGAUCGACGGCCACGAGGGCGCUUCAGCCUCGCCCGGCGGUGCUUCCACCACUUCGUUCACGGGUACCUUGAAGAAAGUACCGCCCGAAAAACCACCGAGAACGUCCCUGAUCGUUCAGUCGCCGGAAUCAGAGAGCAACAGAAGCCAGCCAGCCAUCGGCCUGAAGGAGAUGCCGAAGGUGCGGCCCACUAUUUUUGGCACAGUCACCACGGAGCCCAAUCUGAACCCAAAGGACGGCAACAGUCGAAGGAGCUUGCCACAAACUCCAGCUGGCGGUGUCGGUGGAAAAGGAAGCGGAAGUGCUGGCGCCGGUUCUGGUAUGGUCAAUGGUUCCGGUGCCGAUCAUCAAGAUAUUCGUGACGGUGCUGCUUUAAAUACAGAACACGCUCUGGUUUACCGGGACGGGAACCUCGUCUCCGGGUCCCUGGAGGCCCUGGUGCAGCACAUGGUGCCCACCGAGGAAUAUUAUCCCGAUCGGGCGUACCUCUUCGCCUUUUUGCUGAGCGCCAGGCUCUUCAUCAAGCCGCACGAACUCCUGGGCGAGGUCUGCGCCCUCUGCGAGCAUCAGCAAAACCUGAAUGGAGAGGGUGGCAAGGAGCGUCUACAGCGUUUCGUUCCGCGACUGGUGCAGCUGUUGGCCGAAUGGACGGAAACAUUCCCAUACGAUUUCCGGGACGAGAGGGUGAUGGGCCACGUCAGGUCCAUCACGCAGAAGAUCGCUGCGGUCGACGCUGCGGCCAGGCAGGAAGUUUCAGCGUUGCUGCAAAACUUGCUGCUCAGACUGACGGCCCUGGAAAGGUACGAGGAAGGCCUGGCCAGGCUCGCGACCGAGGCAGCGACAGAACAACUUACACAGGUGGACAUCACCGAGCUGUGUCCCUCGGCCACCGUUCUGGCACAGCAAUUGACCCACGUGGAACUCGAGAGGCUCUCUUAUAUCGGCCCUGAAGAAUUCGUCCAAGCAUUCGCCAAGGAAUCUCCCCAUCUGGAAACAUCGUUCAAGGACAUGAAGAAAACGCGUAAUCUCGAAUCGUACGUCCAGUGGUUUAACAGGCUGAGCUAUUUCGUGGCAACGGAAGUGUGCAAGCAUGCAAAAAAGAAGCAACGUGUACGCGUGGUUGAAUAUUGGAUCGAAACAGCCCGUGAGUGCUUCAACAUUGGUAAUUUCAACUCUCUGAUGGCGAUCAUUGCCGGUCUGAAUAUGUCGCCGAUAUCUCGUCUGAAGAAAACGUGGUCGAAGGUGCAGCUGGCGAAGUUCUCGAUCCUGGAGCACCAAAUGGAUCCGAGUAGCAAUUUCAGCAGCUAUCGGAGCACCCUGAAGGCAGCGAUGUGGCGUAGCGCCGGCGCUACGGACGAACGACAGAGAAUCGUCGUGCCCUUCUUCAGCUUGCUGGUCAAGGAUCUCUACUUCCUGAACGAGGGAUGCAGCAACAAGCUGCCGAAUGGACACAUUAACUUCGAGAAAUUCUGGCAGCUGGCGAAGCAGGUGACGGAGUUCAUCGCCUGGAAACAAGUCGCGUGCCCCUUCGAGAAGAACCCACGUGUCAUCGCUUUUCUUCAGGCGAGCCCGGUGCUGGCAGAAAACGCUCUGGCAUUAGCAUCGUUCGAGUGCGAGCCACCAGACAACAAUCCAGAGAAGGAACGUUAUAAAUCUUUAAAGUCGGAGCUGAACGCUCAGUGAAAACAACCUACCGUGCAACGCGUCGAAUGGAAGCGAUACUGACGGACCGAUAUAUAAAUAGACGCACUCUUAUAAAUGUUAAUAUAUUCACGCACGAAUCUACUACGAGGGGGAGGUCAGCCUCCGCGGGGAUCGAGAAACGAGUCGUGGAGAGGGAUGGAUCCGAACGGCGAACGAGGGACGACGAUAAUCGUGAAAGGAAGAGAAAAAAAAAAAACUUUACGACGCGGCGACUCGCUAGCGAUCGACGAGAAACAAAAAAAAAUAAAAGAAAAAAUUCACCGUAGUGAUCUCGCAUCGUUUAAGGACAUCGUUUAGGUACUAGGAACGCCGACGCGGUCGUCGACGAUUUCCGUGGCGGACGUUUACGUUUUAUCGAUAAUCGAGUCGCGACUGGACCGCGAACUUCCUGCACUCGCGAAUAUAACGAUCGCGCGCAAACACCCACGCGGAGUAUAACGCGCGAGACGAACUAUUAACGUUGUUGUGUUAAUUUACGAAAUAUUUACACGCCAUUCUCUAUGUGUUUACCGUUUCAUCGUGCGGUCCAGUCGCGAGAUCGAGGUUCGAGCAUGAAAAUAGAGACUCUCGAAACGGCGAGAUGCAUCGAGAUAUAUCAGCUUUGAGAACGGAAAUCGACCGCGUCGGUCCAAGUCGUCCGCGGAUCGAGGCUCUGAAAACGAUGGGGCCGGUUCGUGGUAACGAGAAAAAAAAAAAUAAAUUCAGUGAACAGUAUCGCGUAGCAGUAAGUAUAGUUCCUAAGCCCGAGGGCCAGCGAGAGAGCGCUCUCGAGCACGUUCCUCGCGAGGUGUUCGAGAGAUCGUUUUCCCACGGUCUACAGCCCCUUUUGUACAUAGUCCUUUUGAUAUACGCUAACGAAACUCCUAGGUGUGAACAGAGAGUGAUGCAGACGGAGGAGGAAGGUGAAAGAGAGAAAAAAAAAAGAAAUAUAGGUUCGUUCCUGUAGAGUAAGCCGGAAGUUGUCGUUUUUAAGAUUCUAGGAUACGUAGUAGCGGACGACGGUCGUCGUGCACGUACUUAACGAACGAUACGAGAGAACGUCUCGACGCGAUCAUCGAGACAACAGGGGGACACGACUCGCUCGCGACCGCGUGCAGUUACGUUAUUCAGGAAGCGUUUACAUCUUUCCGGCGUUGACGACGCGGCUUCGUUUGCCAAACUCCCGGCGACGCACUUCUCGUCGAUGAGAAUAAACGAAAUUUACCCCUCGUACGACUCUCGAGGGAGCCAAUACCGCAGCUGUUUGCGUAGCUCUCGUAUAAACAGGGGGUGAAUUGUAUCGAGAGCGUGGAAUGAGAUUUCUUUCUACGAGUUUUCGCUUUCUGAAAUUAUCAAUCUUAAAGUUUUGAUAACGAUUUCGUACGAAGAACUGUUCACACUUUAGAUAGAUUGUAUAUUGGAGCACCAUAAUCGACUCGUAUCUGAGAUAUUAACAAGUGUUUUUAUUUCACAGAGGAAAAAGAG